Molecule: messenger RNA, 3586 nt
Organism: Amphiprion ocellaris (clown anemonefish)
Lineage: Eukaryota; Metazoa; Chordata; Actinopteri; Pomacentridae
Gene: lnx1
Product: ligand of numb-protein X 1
Exons: 11
Coding region: 336-2693 (785 amino acids)
Biological process (GO): ubiquitin-dependent protein catabolic process
Cellular component (GO): cytoplasm
Molecular function (GO): protein binding; ubiquitin-protein transferase activity
Source: RefSeq, a predicted model, not a curated record
UGGUAAAGGUGAGCAGGUUCUGAGUUAACACUCCCCGCUUUGGCUUGGAGAAUCCCCCAAAGACCAGCAGCGAGAUAAAAUUUCUCCACUUGAAGGCCGGCAGCCAAUCGGCAGGCUCUGUGACUGGGACAAAGUCCUCUUUGCAUAGCCAUUUAACUCUCCUUUCCUUUCCCUCCACCUCCUCUCUGAAUGGUUUAACGUUACACCCUCUGCGAGACUUUACCUGUCCAGGUGAACUGCAGUGUUGAAAGUGAGCGUGGGCAAUGAAGUCACGUCUGCUCUGCUGAUGACCUCUUCAUCAGAUCCACCAUGACAUCCAAAGUCCUGCCCUCCAAAUGAGCAUCCAGGAGGAUAGUACAGCCUGUGAAGUUGCCACGGCGAUGGCGGAAGCGUCGGCUCCACCUCUUUCCCCAUCAGACUAUGGACUGUUGUCUCCGCCUCCUGACCUGUGCACGACAUGCGGCCACAGUCACCAGCUGGAGGAGAACCAUGAAUACCAAUACGAGGAUGAGGUGGACGACGACCUCGUCUGUCACAUCUGCCUGCAGCCGCUCAUCCGGCCUCUGGACACGCCUUGCGGACACACCUACUGCCAGGAGUGUCUCACCAGCUUCCUGCUGGAGAGCGACUUCUGCCCCGUGUGCCGGGCGCCCCUCAUGCUGCAGAGCUGCAGGAAGCCCAGCCUGCUGGUGCACAAGCUGCUGGACAAGCUGACCGUCGCCUGCCCCUUCCCUGACCAUUGCACUGAAACGCUGCCCCGUGGUGAACUAGCAGACCACAUCAAGAGCAGGUGUAAAGGCGCCUCUCACUAUGGGCUCUCGGCGGACAGGAAGCGACGCUCGCAGGAGGGUGAAUGCACCGACAGCACGUCAGAGCUCACCAUCGCCACGCUGCCCAACGACGGCCCCACCUCCGCCGCCGUGGCCCUCCUGUCAGACGAACCCGGCCUGGUCAACCCCGCCUUCGACCCCAGCAUGGAGGACAACAGCCAGUCGGGCAGCACGACCAGCCUGGCGGCUCGCAGCAGCACCAAGAAGAGUGAGUUCAGAAACUUUGACCGGUCUUCAGUGAGAAGCCGCUCCUUCAGGAGGUUGAAUCGGGCCUUCAGUGUUCUUCGGAGGACCAAGAGUGGCAAUGCAGUCAGCAACGAGACAUCUGAGGAGAGAGACAACGCCAGGAAUUCCAGUGUGCCACAAGAAGUGCUGCCUCUUCCUCAGCUGCAUCACCUGAUCCCUGACGGUGAGGUUACCAGUAUUAAGAUCACGCGGGAGGAUCCGUCCGAUCCGCUGGCCAUCAGCAUCGUCGGCGGCAGCGAGACCCCUUUGGUUCGCAUCCUCAUCCAGGAUAUCUAUAGGGAAGGCGUCAUUGCCCGGGAUGGACGCUUGCUGCCUGGGGACAUGAUUCUGAAGGUAAAUGGCAUCGACAUCAGCAACGUACCCCACUGCUUUGCCGUGGCAACCCUCAAACAACCCUGCCAACUCCUCCGGCUAACAGUUCUCAGAGAACAGCGCCAUCGAUACCGCUCGCACUCGCACGGCCACCAACAUGGCCACGGACACGGCCUCGACAUCGCCAGUGGCCACCCGCCCCACGGCCUGCCCCACCAUCCCAUGAGAGACGACAGCAUCCAUGUGGUCCUGAAUAAAAGCACUCCAGAUGAACAGCUGGGCAUCAAGCUGGUGCGGCGGCCAGAGGAGCACGGCGUCUACAUCUUUCACCUGCUGGAGGGCGGGCUGGCGGCACGUGAUGGACAGUUGUGCGUUGCCGACCGCGUGCUGGCCAUCAACGGGCACGAUCUACGCUACGGAGCGCCCGAACACGCUGCACUGCUUAUUCAGGCGAGUGAGGAGCGUGUCCAUUUCAUAGUGUCUCGUCAGAUCUGCCUGCCCACCCCAGACAUCCUACAAGAAGCUCCGUGGGCCAUGGAUGGUCCCCCACCGUAUUCCCCUGUGGAUAUAGAGCAAACACUGCUGGACUCUUGUCAGAAGCCUGCAUGCUAUGAGAAGACAGUGACUCUAAGUAAGGAGCCGUAUGACUCCCUGGGUAUGACGGUGGCGGGCGGCAUGUCCAGCCGAGGGUGGGACCUCCCCAUUUACGUCACAAACGUGGACGCUGAUGGAGUGGUGGGACAAGAGGGCUCCAUUCGUAAAGGUGACAUUUUGUUAAAUGUGAACGGGGUGGACUUGACGGGGGUGACGCGAGGUGAAGCCGUGGCCAACUUGAAGAACACCUCCUCUCCCGUUGUGCUCAAGGUCUUGGAGAUGCGUCCUCCGGAUGAAAGCCUGCAAGAGUGCACGUUGCCACCUUGUCUCACGCCGUCGCCCACAGAUAGCACCAAGAGCCCGGUGCCCAACGACGAUUACUCCCCACUGUGGGUGUCAUGGCUGCAGCUACCCAGGCAUCUCUACUGCUGCAAAGACAUCGUCCUGCGGCGGAGCACUUCAGGCAGCCUGGGCUUCAGUAUUGUGGGAGGUCAGGAGGAGGUCAACUGCAAUCAAUCCUUUUUUAUCCGCUCCAUCGUGGAGGGGACACCAGCCUACAAUGACGGCAGGAUAAGGUGUGGGGACAUCCUGCUCGAGGUGAACGGGAAGGGCACUUGGGGAAUGACCCACACAGCUUUGGUUCGCCUCCUGAAGGAGCUCCGGGGCAGAAUCACCCUGACCAUCGUCUCGUGGCCGGGCAGCCUGCUGUAGCAGUGCUCCAAGCAAUCCAGCACUGCUUUAGUGGCACUGACCGAGAAAUGUGGAAGCUUUGGACUGGCUGACCACCUUAAGCUUGGUGUGUGGGAGAAGCUUAGAAUAGUGCUGUAGCUGUUUGGAUAUCUCACUUCUGAUGGACAGCUGAGACUUUGCCAGGAGUUUGGAGGGGGACAGAGAUGAGACUGGAUUGUGACCAGUAGUUAACUUGCCCCUCUUGAGAAUGCUGAGCUGGGAGGAUCCAGGCCUGAGCCACUUCUAACACGGAAGUUGGGCGUUAUCUGUUUAGAGGACAUGGUCAUUCUCUGGAACAGCUUCCAGCCAGUGGGGGUGAGAGGAUCGAGAGGAGACACAACACGUUGCCAAUUCCAGUAGUUAUACUGUAUAUUACGAUAUGCGUUACGUUGGACACACAUUUCUUUACUGUAAAUGUUGGGUGUCUCAAAAAAGUACUGAUCCAAGCACUUGUAAUAUGUUUUUUUUGUUUGUUUGUCGUAUGGCCUUUAAACGUAGGCUUUAUUCUGUUUGUGCUGACAGUGGUUAUCAUCUUCAUACGUUGACCUGAAGACACGUUGCCGAGUAGUAGUCUGUGAGGUUUUUUUCUGUUAUUUCAGAAGCUAUGGCUAAAUUAUCAAACCACUGGCAAGAAAAUAUACGAAAAAAAUAAAGGAUCAAUGUGUUCACAACAUGUUAAAAUAAUAUUUAAUUAGGUGACAUUGUGGAGGCCUUACUAAUUUUCUUACUUUUAAGAAAAAAAACUGACUUAGAUUCUGUGUAUCAGUGGAUGGUCUGAGGUUCAUCUGCUGUGGUUCUGUCUGUCACACUUCGGCCUGUGUAGUAAAUCUGAUGGUACAUUUGGUUAAAUGAUCAAUAAAGUCAUUUGAAAAUGA